Molecule: messenger RNA, 2370 nt
Organism: Pyricularia grisea
Lineage: Eukaryota; Fungi; Ascomycota; Sordariomycetes; Magnaporthales; Pyriculariaceae
Exons: 3
Coding region: 1-2370 (789 amino acids)
Source: RefSeq, a predicted model, not a curated record
AUGGCUUCGGAUAUCGUUUCCGCACUGACGUUCAUCAUACAGUUUGGGGUUGAAGUCAAGGACCGACUUGACUCGCUCAACCAAGCUGCCGACGAACUUAAACUGCUCAACGUCACCCUUGUGUCGUUAUUGAAAGCAUUCGAGAAUCCCACAAACAAGAUCAACACCGAAGGCACCGAGUUUCUGGUUAUGCUGGAAAUUUUGGACAGCAUCAAAGAUUCUUGCAAGAAAUGCGCCAAUGCCCUGGAUAAAAACCGUGCUGGAGCGACAGAUGCGACUAAAACAGAGUUGUAUGGCAAGAAAUUUUUCAAGCGGCUAUGGACUCUCUACAGGAUCCCUGAUAUUCUCACAGAAAUCCAGCACAAGGCCGCACAACUACAACAAAUAUCCAUGGCAGUAGUCGUGGCAUCUACUUUAGUUGUCAGCGACGUUAGGACGCCACAGGGACAGAUUAGUGGGAAGGAAAUUGUGGAAUCCGCCCAUAUUGUUAAAGAGACAACUUUACAUUACCUCAGCACGGAUCUUGCUAGCAUAGACCAGAUGAUGGGAAAUCUUAUGAAGGAAUGCACAAAUCUUCGGCAACAACUUCAGGAAGCUACUCUACUUCCUGAUAUUUCGGCUAUUCAAAUUUAUCAAGCGCAGAACCCAGAAGCAGCAUCGUUUUGGAAGGAUCGGUUCCAGAACGACGAACUCAAUGUCUCAGCAUUCCGAUACGAGGCAAGUACACUCAAAAAGCUUUGUUAUUCCCAAUACCUCCGCAUCCUGCUGACAUACGCUUACUUGACAGACGCUAUACGUUUCUUGGGCACGUUUCAAGCGUCUUUUGUUCUCAAAAAGAUACCGACUGGGGUUUGUGAAGCCAGAAACAUGGAACUCGCUCGUCAGGAAGGAUCUUGGUAUCGCAUCGAUCAAAACGGCACGCGUCGUCUUUCUACUAUCCGGCCUCUCUGGCUCCCGCCUCUUCGAUCUGCUCUCGAUCCCCUGUACAAAGGCUACGUCAAGCCUCGGGACUAUUUCAGUCUUCUUCAAGACUCUACAUUGUCCGACACCCUUAGAAAACUGACCCUCGAAAGCGCAGGCUACGGUAUGCUUGUCGAAUGUGAAAGGGCUUCCGGGGAUCUUGCUUUACCGUCGGCAAUCGAAUCACCGUCCGAUCACGUCGGCUGGAUCUCUGCACAAAUCGUGGCCGUUCCAGCACCCGAUGAACUUGGAAUCAUUACCGAACGAGAGGUCAUGAAAUCAAACGGCGAGGAACUCUUUGCUUAUUUCAAUGAUGCUUCCCCAGAUGUCCACGUUUACGUACGUUACCUACAGACGGGUCAAAUCGAGCGGAAGAGUCUCUCAAAGCAAGUCCGUCCGAUCGGUGGCAUUACCAUCGGCGCUACGCUGUCUGUCCGGUAUGCACUGGAAUCAGGGGGUCAUGCUUGGAGCUGCGACCUUCCAAUCACUGAGUUCAAGGCAUGUUACGGGGGACAGUACAUCAUCACGGCGGGUGUGGGUUCGAAUGCCAUCGUGUUUUCCACAAGGCCGCUGAAGAAUUCCUUUGACAGCAUGUUGCGUCAUGAAGACAACUCCUCGAGUUCUGUCAUACCAGAGUUAGACUGUACGCUUUUGGGGCCAUCGAAGGUAUUCACCGACCCACCAAAAGCUGGCGAAAAGGUCCAGAUCGAGCACAAUGGGCGUUGGUACGACUCGAGAGUCACAGUUGUGGACGGCGAUGAGAUAGAGUAUAUUGAUUGGGACUGUUUAUCAGAGCAAGUCUCAACCAAUUCCACGGAAGCUCAGGAUGGUAGUGAAGGGGAUAAGAAUGAUAGCAACAGCUUUGGCUUUACCGAAGAGCAGCUCACACAACUCGGGAAGGGCACGCGGCGGCUCUGGCGACCAUGGCGGAGAAACCUCAGGACGUACGAUGUUCGACCUUAUCGUUGCUUCCAUAUCGGCGACUCUGUCGAGGCACCCGUCAUGUACCCGGAUUUCCGAUUCCAUUACCAUGUUCCCGACGACUCACAACUCUACUUCCCUGCGCGAAUCGUUGACGUCCAGGGGGACCAAUAUGUGGUCGAAUUCAGCCCUGCGCUUUCGGUUCAUGAGUGGUGGCCGGGGAGGAUUCCCAAAGGCGAACAGGUAGAGACUGUGCCAGGAUCUGGUGUCAAAGUGGAAAACCCGUUCGAUUUUAAUCGCGUGACGUUAGGCAUGGAUCAGGUACGUCCUCUCUCCGUGGGGCCACGACCGGCUCUGGGUGUUCAGUCAGUGAAGCCGUCUUGGUGGAGUUCGUUUCAGGGCGUUCAAAUAUGCAGUCUUGAGGAUCUUUUGGAGCGGAGUCUGUGGAACAAUAACAGCGAUAGUCAGCAGACGGGCGGCAUACUAUAA